This is a messenger RNA of Plasmodium yoelii, 486 nucleotides long. RefSeq names its product cyclase-associated protein, putative. NCBI's taxonomy places the organism in Eukaryota, Apicomplexa, Aconoidasida, Haemosporida, Plasmodiidae. The record is from RefSeq and is a predicted model, not a curated record. Gene Ontology annotation, cellular component: cytoplasm. Gene Ontology annotation, biological process: regulation of adenylate cyclase activity; cytoskeleton organization. Gene Ontology annotation, molecular function: actin binding; adenylate cyclase binding. The transcript has 2 exons. Bases 1 to 486 code for a protein of 161 amino acids.
AUGGCUAGCAAACCAAGCUUAAAUUUGAAAGAUAAUCAAUGGGAAGUGUGCAAUUACAAAAAUGAAAAAAAAAUUAAAUUAGAAAAAGUAGAACUUAACAAUUCUGUAAAUAUAUAUAAUUGUGAAAAUACAAAUUUUACUAUUGAGAAUCCAAAAUUUAAAUCAUUACAAAUUCAAAAAUGUGGAAAAUGUAAUAUUGUUUUAAAUAACUUAAUUUCUUCGAUUGAGAUAAUAGAUUGCAAAAAAAUUAAAAUUCAAGUUUUAGGAAAAUGCUCAUCAAUAUCUAUAGAUAAAUGUAUAGGAGUUGAAAUAUAUUUAUCAAAAGAAAACACAGAAUCAGAAUUUACUACUGCAUUAUCUUCUGAAAUGAAUGUUCAUUUUGAAAAAAAUGGUGAAUGGAAAGAGCUUACAAUUCCAGAACAAUAUCAGCAUACUUUAUGUGGCGGUAAAUUAAAUACAAGGGUUUCUGAUUUGUAUAAUUAUUAA